Thelazia callipaeda (thelaziosis nematode) is the source of this 1320-nucleotide messenger RNA. The record is from the annotation of a GenBank genome assembly. NCBI's taxonomy places the organism in Eukaryota, Metazoa, Nematoda, Chromadorea, Rhabditida, Thelaziidae.
AUGGAUAAAAAGUCGAUUGAUGAAACACCCAACAACAAAAAGGCAUAUUUUGUUGGAGAUGAUGUAGUCAGUGAGGAAGAAAAAGUGAAUGAAGCAGCUUUAAUAGCAAACAAUGAAACUUUUGAUCCGGCAAUGAGAUUUUUACGAAUUAUCAUUUGUGUGAUGCUCGUGAUCACUGGUUCUGUUAAUACUCUAGCGGCCAAGUGGGCCGAUAGAAUUAAUAUAAAUGGACGAUAUUUUAAUCAUCCCUUUUUCCAGGCGACUGUGAUGUUUGUUGGUGAAAUGUGCUGUGGUGUAGUUUUUUUCGUAGUUCUCUUUGUCCAGCGAUAUUUUGGGAAAAGACGUCAAAAGAAAAUGUUAAAUGGUGCAAAAAAAGAAUGUCAAGUAUAUGAAGAAGCUGACGGCUUAAAAACUAGUUUAGAAAAGACGGGUGAAAGUGUGUCUGCCGAGAAUGAUGUAUCAUUACAAAGUGACCGUCUUGAGAUUCCACAGAUUCCACAUUUCAACUAUUUUCUUUUUGCUGCACCAGCAUUUUGUGAUGUUUUUGCUACAUCGUUACUGUAUGUUGGACUGACUUUAACAAGUGCAGCGUCUUCUCAAAUGUUGAGGGGUGCUGUGAUUAUCUUCACGGGAUUCUUUUCUGUGAUAUGUUUGCGCAUGAAAUUAAGGCUUUAUCAAUGGCUUGGAAUACUUAUGGUGGUAGUUGGCUUAGUGAUUGUUGGUGUUGCCGAUAUUUUGUUCACACAUGAAGCAGAAGGAUCAGAAAAAAAAUCAGUUUUAGUUGGUGAUAUUUUGGUAAUUUUUUCGCAGAUUAUUGUUGCCGUUCAAGUAGUCGUUGAACAGAAACUGUUAUCAGAUUUUAACUGCCCAGCGCUGCUAGCUGUUGGUUUAGAGGGUAUAUUUGGCUUCCUGAUUCUUAGUAUACUGAUGGUUCCUAUGUUUUUCAUUCACGUGCCUCCAAUGUUUUCAAAUUCACCAGAAAAUCGUCUUGAAGAUGCUUUGGAUGCUUUUCAAGAAAUGCGGGACAGUGGAGAAUUGGUUGCUGCACUUUCUCUUACUCUUAUAAGUAUUGCAUUCUUCAACUUUUCUGGUGUCUCAGUUACAAAAUAUAUGGAUGCGACGACUCGAAUGGUGUUAGAUAGUAUACGUACCAUAAUAAUAUGGGCUGUGUCAAUACCACUUUUUCACAGCAAUUUCAUACCACUUCAAUUACUCGGUUUUGCUUCUCUGGUUUUUGGAAUGUUUAUGUACAAUGAUGUCUUUAUUGGUCCGCUCUUGCGAAAAACGAAAUUUGGAGCUCUGCUUUACCCAACAGUUUAA